Helianthus annuus (common sunflower) is the source of this 2288-nucleotide messenger RNA. RefSeq lists its product as uncharacterized. Lineage: Eukaryota; Viridiplantae; Streptophyta; Magnoliopsida; Asterales; Asteraceae. The transcript is spliced from 11 exons. Bases 387 to 2039 code for a protein of 550 amino acids. The record is from RefSeq and is a predicted model, not a curated record.
AUAUUUGAAAAAUAUGAUCCUGUAACAGCUGCGAAUAUUAACUGUAAACAAACACAAUCCCCAAAUUCUGUAAGUUGACAAACUUAUACUUUUCAACCGAUUACCAAUUCAACUUUGCUGUAGUUCUUCUUCCCCUUUUCAUCAUCGAUCCAUUCAAGAAAACCCCCCAUCUUAUUGGCAAUCUCGAUCUUGUCCCCAAAUCACUUACUUUUUCUUUGAGAUUUUCAAUUUUGUUUCCUCUUAAAACCCAACCCCUCUAAUUUCUCCUGCCCAUACCUCCACAAUACUCACUCUGAACAAACCCAAUCUAAGACCGGAUUUUAUUGGAAGAUCAUAGUCAUAACUCACAUCUUGCUUCUUGUUUAGUGAAGCUGUGAAAUUUACACAUGGAGGAUGAAAAACAGACGAUAUCUCAGUACCGAGAUAAACUGGACACAACGCUAAUGUCUCGCGAUCUUUCUGAUGUGGAAUCUUUAAAAGUCCUAGUUGAAAGUCAAAUGUCAAAGUCAACACUAAGUGGAGAUCAAGAAAUUAUGGAUAAUUUGGUUCAGAAACGAACUAAGGAAGUGGCUAAUUCUCUCAGCAUGCUUAGAAGUGCUUCCGGGAAAGUGGUCGAUGGGUCGAGAGCUAAUGAGAUACCACAUGGUGGUUGGAAAAUAAAACACGAUAAUCAAGAAUGUCGUGUUAUGUAUAGGGAGGGACCGAGUGGUACUCCCUUUCAUACAUUACUUGUCGAAGGAUAUGUAGACGGGCCUCUCGAUGUUUGCAUGUGCUUAUCAUGGGAGGCGGGACUUUUCCCGAAAUGGUGGCCUCAGUUUAAUAUCCCGACAUUUAGGGUCAUCUCUUCGGAAUGCGUAAAAAAGGUCAGAAUGGGCGAACAAAUAUCUUUAGUGAGGAUGAAGCUUUCAUGGCCCGUAUCAGCAAGAGAGGCGUUAGUCCAUUUUGUUAGCCUUGACUACUUCCAAGAUGAUCUCAUUAUAGUGCUUUUGAACACAAUUCCUGAGACAGAAGACAUCGAUAUAAGCACUCACGGAUUCACAAGAGACGGCAUACCCGAUGUAGAAAAUGUGACAAGGAUAGAUGUUGUAGGAGGCCUUGCUUUGCAAAAAGUGAGCACCAACCGAAGCUACUUCAGGGCGAUCGCAAAUAUAGAUGUAAAACUUGAUUUUGUUCCCCCGGCGAUUAUCAACUUUGUUUCCAGGCAACUUAUAGGUAGCGGCUUCAAGCUCUAUAAAAAGAAAGUAGCCUCUGUGUCCAAAGGCGAUGCAGAUUUCAGCAAGGUUUUAGAGGAGCCGUUUUAUGGUCUAAUUCGCGAGGCACUCUACUCCGAAAAUAACUUACAAAACGAGACAUUUAAACCAAAAGAAAUCAAGAAUAUUGAUGAGGUUUCAGAACAAGAAACGGUCAAGAUUGGUCAACCCGAAGAGCAUUGUACCGCAGAGGAACAAGAAUUGAAAAAUCAGUGGUCAGUUAAUGAAAUAGAAGAAAUAGAAGAAACCGGAAGUUCACAUGAAGAUGAUGAUGACGACGAUAAUAAUAGCGACAGAUUAUUUGUUGUCGGUAAAAAGGAUAUUAUUAUAAGUUCCGAAGUGAAUCAAGCUCUGGCGACACUUGAAAAGGUCAUUUCCGUCUUUAGGGAAGUUGGAUUCAAUCCGAGAUCCUUGUCUUUAUCUCGGUUCAUCAACAAUGUGUUUGCCGAUCUUGAAGAAAAUAAAUCAAACGAUUCCAAACAUUUUGUGAACGAGUUAACAGUGAGGAACUCACUAGAAUCAAGAAACAGUUUUUCAAGUCGUCGCUCAAGGCACAGAGAUAUUGAAGUUGGUAUGGUAUCACGAGAAGAUGAAAACUCGAGUUCACGUGGGACCCACCGGAGUUCUUUCUCUUUUGCCGUAAAUGAGACCAUGACAUCAACAUUAGCAGAAAACAAUGAUAUAAAUGGAGAUUUUCGGAACAGGGAUGAAAGUAGUUUGACACAGAAAAAGACAAAAAAACAAAGAUUUUGCUGUUUCAGUUUCGGUUCUGGACCGCUAGUCGCGUGAAAGAUUAUUGGUUUUAACAUAUAUACAUGCACUUAUAUAGGGUAUAGUAUAGGUGCAGGCUGCAGUUGGAGAUUUGGCUCUUGAUAUGUUUAUAAAUAAAACUGUGGUAGGAAUGGAAAUUAAUGUUUUAUAUAUGCAGAGAAAUUAUGUUUAUUGAUUAUGAGGGGGUGAUAUGAAUAUGAUGUAAAGUUGUAAGAGAUGAACUUUUGGGUAUUUACAGAAUUGGUCCUCCAAAUAGGAUUUUUCAUU